Hermetia illucens (black soldier fly) is the source of this 4511-nucleotide messenger RNA. RefSeq names its product rho GTPase-activating protein 20 (gene RhoGAP71E). Gene Ontology annotation, biological process: signal transduction. The transcript is spliced from 7 exons. The coding region runs from base 1093 to 3387 and encodes 764 amino acids. Gene Ontology annotation, molecular function: GTPase activator activity. NCBI's taxonomy places the organism in Eukaryota, Metazoa, Arthropoda, Insecta, Diptera, Stratiomyidae. The record is from RefSeq and is a predicted model, not a curated record.
UUCGCAGAGGCUGCAGUCAAACGAGGGUUUUGUGAACGGUACAGCAAGUGCAAGUCGAGGAACUCUGUGGACGCGGUACGCGAGUGUCAACGGAAUCGCGUAGAAUUUCAUUUGUUUUAAAAACGUUUUGAGAAGUGUUGUCUGUUGCCAGCUUGCCCGUCGACCUGAGGUGACUGAACGUAUACAGGCCGGAGACAAGUUACAGUUUUAGGCCUCUGGCGAUGAGAUAAACGGUAACCAUCGGAAGCAAACAUUCACGGCGAAUAGUUGUAGGAGUUCUAUUCCGGCCGAAUAUUAAUCGUGUGUUCCCCAAAAUCGCCUGCAGUGUCUCGAUCGUUUCUGGGAAUCAACAGAUUGUGCAUCCGCUCCACAUUGAGUUUGGAAAUGUCUACCUCUGCCGGACGGGAAACGGUUCAAUUCGGGAUUCGCCUCAGCAGUGGAGAAGUGCAAGACUCGUCCCUUGGGCAGUGAUGAAAAUGAACGUUUUUUAUGAUUUCAUUGAUUGAAAGGGAAAACAUGACGUGAACCUGGAAAACGCAUAAAAUCCAAACAAAGUGCGAAACGUCAAAAGCGUCGGUGGGGCGUCCGUGGUGAGUUGAGGAGUGGUGAAUUGGCGCGUACAGUACGGGAGCGAGCGGAGCUGGCGAGAGAUUGAUCCGUCUCGGCGCGGUCGAGAAACAAAAAAACGGCUGCGAUGACAUUUUACACUGGCAGUCCGCAAUGUCAAGUAGUGGGUCGGUGCGCGUUUGUUCACUUCGCAGCUUUAUUUUUCCUCGUUUCGCUUUGACUUUCUGCAUCAGAUGAAUGAAGUUGAGAACUUGCCGAUCGUAGUUGGAAUUAGUCUAGUUCGGCGUGUGUUGCGGUGUGAAGGGUGUCGACUAUUGCGUGCAUUGAGCGUGUAGUGAGUGGUCUGGGUGCAAGUGCCAAUUGUGAAAAACACGAAAAACGCCAGAGUUCGAUUGUAUAAGAAUUUUCGAAGCUGUAGUACUCGCCAGGCGGGACGCGUUCUGCUCUCGAGAUUUUUCAAGUGAAAAUCAUUCCCUUCGUCGAGUGCAUCCCCGCCCAAAACGGCCCACAUCCCGAGUUGGUAAAAUGGCCAGCUGGGCGCAAAGAAUGCAUCGGCGUGCUGCCGACCUCGGAAGUGUAGUUACAUCGUGCGGCCAUCCGGGACCUGGUCCCUACCCUCAUCGACUGGAAAAAGUGAAAUUUGGCGUGGCCCUCGAUGAGGUGUGCAAGAAGGACAUUCCCGGCCCAUUGCUCGUCCUGAUUUUGAAACUGAACAAGGAGGCUCCCCAGCGGGAGAAUGUGUUCCGGGCCCCCGGACACCAAGGCGCUAUGAAAAAAUUGAUACACUUCCUGCAAGCUGGGCGUCUAGUCAACGUGGAUAAUUAUUCAGUUUACACGAUAGCCAGCGUGUUGAAGAAGUUCCUGCGGAAGAUUCCGAAUGGAAUAUUUGGGCGGGAAGGCGAGGCUGAGCUGUUUGCAAUCGUCGAACUUUCCGAUGAAGCGGAACAACAAGAGAGAAUUCACAGACUUAUUACAUCACUGCCAAUAUAUACACAACGCUUAUUGGUGCUACUUUUUGGUACAUUCCGCGUCAUAGCCAGUAAUGCAGAACGGGCAGGUACUGGUAUGACCAGUGAAGCUCUUGGUGUUUCAGUAGCACCAAGUUUCUUCCAAUCAUGUGUGAGUGACGGCAAAACCGCACGUAUGGAAGAUGUUUUAAGAUUUAAGGUAGCAACGAGAAUUAUGAAACAAAUGAUUGAUCAAUUUGCCACUUGUGAUCUGUUUGGACGUGGUAAUUAUGAGUAUUAUGCACGUGUGACUGGACGAAUAUUGAAAGUACAAGAUGAGUGGAUAUGCAGUUUCCAGUAUCCACCUCCUCCUAGAGUUGAACUAUCACUGGAAGCAGGAAAAACAUGGCUACAAUGUGAAUGUGAAAGAUGGGGCUUAAUUGCUCAAGAAGAAUCUCAAUCGACACCGGCUCUAUUGACCAGCUCAAGUUCAGCUAUUGGUAAUAGUGCUCUUUCGCUUGGUAUCAUUCCAGAACAUUCAUUAUUAGAAUCAUGCGCACGUCUGUCCGUCUCACUUGAAGGUCCUGGUGUAUUUGCAAUAGCUGCCACAACAUCAUCGCAAUCAUCUAAUAAAAAUCAAGGACAUGAAUCACAUAGUAAUAGUAAUGGUAGCAAUGGUGGAUGUGGUGGUGGUUUAGUAGGCACAACAGCUGAUAGUAAUGGACUAAAAAGUUCAUCAAGUUGUUCAUCGACACGAUCGUCAAAAUCUGCAUCGGCUGCUAGUCAUCAUCAUAUGACCAUGGAUGAAUUGAGAGCGGUUAAUCGUUAUGCUGAAAGUACAAAAAGUCUAUCAUACUUGCCACAGGUCCAUGAACGCCAAACAGCCCGAAUGCGAACAAGAUCCGAGUGGUUUCUGGGCAACCGUGGAGGAUCCCUGGAACUAGCUGGUACAUGUGCCGGAUGCCACCAAUAUUUUGGCGGCAGUACAAACGAUUUGAAUCAGCACCAUGUCGGGAUUAGCAGUAAUAACACCAUGCUACUAAUGUUUCAACAGCAUCACCAAUAUCACCAUCUUGCUCAACACGAGCAACACCAACAACAUAUUCAUCAUCAGCACCAAACGCGAGAGCAACUACAAUGCAUGGACAUGGAUAUGCCAACCGAUGAGCAAACCUUAAGUGUAUUGAUGGAUACGAAUUUUCCACCAAUAUCGGUUGGCAACAUCGGCCUGAGUGCCAGUGCAGAGUCCGUUCAUUACCCUGUAAAGCGUCCAUCGCGUCGUGGACCUAGUACAGCGCGACAUCAUCCACAUCGUUCUUCAUCACGCCGAAACAAGGAGAAUGGUAAAUCUCAUGUGUCAACUACGGUGGCCGCAGCUGGUGCGGUUACAACAACAAUUUGUGGUGCUGGAUCGACAAGCACUGGAUGUCGGACAACAUCUGGAACAUCUAGUGGACAACAUCAACAGCACCGCUCAAAUAGUUUUCGCCAAAAGAAAUCAAAUAGUUUAUUGACUGAUUGUAGUAGUUGUACUAGUAGUAAUAACACAAAUUCAAAGUUACGUAAACCGCGAGCGGUUUCAUUCGAAUCAAAAGAAACCACAACAACCUGUGUGAAUAUUUCUAAUUUGAUGCAAAACAUUAAGACUUCCUCCAGUAGCAAUAGUGAUGUAAUUGUAGAAGUGAUGGAUACAACGCCACCUCCGCCAGAAAUCAUAGAACCAUUCCAUUCGCAAAUGUCUUCUGCAUCAUCUACAACAAUAUCUGGUACUCUUACGACGCCGUUAAUACUACCAACAACAACAUCACCAUCAACUGGCCUACAUGAAACACAACACACUUCCUACAUGCAUUUCAAGCCACCCCGACUCUAAGAGCACCAACAAGGUCAUUUAUGAACUAAAAUGUACAUAAGUGCCAAUCCGCUACCGCUAUUUAGCGCAAAAACUUGAAAACUGCAACGCAGAAUUAAGACACCCAUUCGAAUUCUUCCGAAAACUGUGUCGCAAAUAUCUAAGAUGAUAGUAUUUCAGUCACAUUUUUCAUGACUGAUCCAGUAUUUGCGUUGACUCCUAACAAACACAACACAAAACGAAACUAAGACUAAUUUCGAAUAAGCCAACAUGUAUUCCAUAAACGCCUUGCAAUAGUAUUUUCAGAAUUUAUAAGCCCACUGGAAACAUUGUAUGUUAUAUUUGAAGGGAUUAAUAGAUAGAGAUCGAAUCCAAGCAAAAAAUAUACCAAAGUAUUAUAACAACUACUUUAUUUCGAUAUCCUAUAAAAGUACUGAACGACCCCAAAUACAAUCUAAAACCCAUUCUCUUUUGAGCCGUGGAAUGGUAUCUUGAGCUUACAACACUAAAAUCUAGCUUUUAAGAUAUAUACUUCUAGUAAUAUUCGAAAAAAUAAGGAAGAAUUUCAAAAAGUACACAAACGUAUACACACGAUAAAAAUUUGAGAUUUAAUGUAGUUUAUAAGAACGAGUAAAUCUUAUUGUUACUACUAGCAGUUUAUUUACUAAAUUUUUGAAAAUUUAAUUCUUUUCAUAUAUUAGUACGUACAUAUAUACAUUCAUAUACAUUAAGGUUAGAUACGAUUGGAGAAACUAACUUAUUUUUAUUACAGUCGAAAAAAAUGCUGUUUUUUUAAAUACGAUUGUGUUUUAGUUGUUAUUAUAGAAGAAAAUCAUACUGUAUUGACAUUCUGUGAUUUUUUAAAUGUUUACUGCGCUCAAGCUAAUGCGAAGAGUGAAAAAAACAACAAGAAUUUGUUUUGAAUGCGCGGGAAACACUGAAUUGAACGAACAAACAAAGCGGAAGUGAACGUAAUAUAGGAGACAACAAAGAAUAUUUAGAACUGAUAAUAUGUAAGGCAAGGAAAAUUACCAUCAAUUUUUUGUUCUUAUGUUAUGUAGAAAUAUCGUACCGUUAAUUUAAAGUUACUAAGCAUGUAUUUGUACAAAAAAAAUAUUUGAUACAUAAAAUAUUUUUAUCAUUUA